Racocetra fulgida is the source of this 521-nucleotide messenger RNA. NCBI's taxonomy places the organism in Eukaryota, Fungi, Glomeromycota, Glomeromycetes, Diversisporales, Gigasporaceae. The record is from the annotation of a GenBank genome assembly.
AAAGUAUUUUCGCCGAUUUUAAUAAACAACACAACGUAGAUAAGGUAGUUGAAGAAAUUUUAACAGAUUCGAAAGACGAAGGUGAAGAGAAGGUAGUUGACGACAUUUUACAGGAAUCGAAAGAGGAAGAAAAUGGCUUUGCCUUUUGCAAAACUCAUAGUGAAAUUGAUAAGGAUGAUAAUAUAUCUAGGCGUCGUGUGUAUAUGUAUACCAAAGGACAGGUAUAUACGCCAUACAAAGAAGCACAUACAAUUGAUGAAAGAGAUAGAGGACACAAUUCAAAUGAAAUACAAAGUGAUAUUAGAUUACUUGCAUCUUGUGAAGUGAGAGCUGGCUCUAUUAUUGAGGUUUUACAACAAAAAUAUCCUAGAAAGUAUAUUCAUACUCAUAAUGUAUACAAUAUGAUACAAACGAUCCGUUAUAAGAAGCGCAUUGUGGGUGAUGCAGGUAGUACAUAUCUGGAAUUGAUUAAAAAGCAACAAGAUGAACCUGGUUACUAUGUGGAUGCAAAGUUUGAAGGG